Durio zibethinus is the source of this 2777-nucleotide messenger RNA. Its product is annotated as histone deacetylase 5-like. Gene Ontology annotation, cellular component: cytoplasm; histone deacetylase complex. Gene Ontology annotation, biological process: epigenetic regulation of gene expression. The record is from RefSeq and is a predicted model, not a curated record. Lineage: Eukaryota; Viridiplantae; Streptophyta; Magnoliopsida; Malvales; Malvaceae. Gene Ontology annotation, molecular function: histone deacetylase activity.
ACGACUACGUUUUACAUCAGAAAGAUGUCGGUCAAACUAAGUAACGCGUGUCAGCUAUUAAUUGGAUGCAAAAAACUACAUUCCCUCCAAAGCUUCCCAAAGCAAAGGUACCAAAAAGGGAAAAAAUUUUCCGAAAUUCUAAUCUCAAACACGAAACUGGAUUACUUGUCUGGCUGCUGCUGCUUUCUCUCUUCUGCUGAGACUAUGAGCAAAGGUCUAAGCGAACAGAGAAAAGAGAGAGAAAGAGAGAAAAUGGAGGUGGAAUCAGGUGAGGACAAGAGCAACUGCAACUGCAUCAACGAUGCUAAAAGUCAACGGCGGGUAGGCUUAAUUUACGAUCAGAGGAUGUGCAAGCAUCGUACUCCUGAUGGUGAUUAUCAUCCCGAGAAUCCCAAUCGCAUCACUGCCAUUUGGAACAAGCUCAAACUCGCCGGCAUUCCCCAACGAUGUGUGCUUUUAAAUGCAAAAGAAGCCGAGGAUAAAUACAUUUGUGCUGUUCACUCCAAAAACCAUGUUAAUUUGAUUCGAAAUAUAAGCUCCAAACAGUAUGAUUCAAAGAGAAAUCGGAUCGCAUCCAAGUUAAAUUCUAUAUAUUUGAAUGAAGGAUCAUCAGAGUCUGCUUACCUCGCAGCCGGCUCUGUCAUUGAGGUUUCUGAGAAAGUGGCAAAAGGGGAAUUGGAUUCUGCUUUCACUAUUGUUAGGCCGCCUGGACAUCAUGCUGAGUACGAUGAAGCAAUGGGAUUUUGUUUAUUCAACAAUGUCGCUAUAGCAGGAAGUUUUCUACUUGAUCAAAGGCCUGAACUUGGUAUAAAGAAGAUUUUGAUAGUUGAUUGGGAUGUUCAUCACGGUAAUGGUACUCAAAAAACUUUCUGGAAGGAUCCUCGUGUUCUGUUCUUCUCUGUUCACAGGCAUGAGUUUGGCAGUUUUUACCCUGCUAAUGAUGAUGGUUUUUACACCAUGGUUGGAGAAGGACCAGGUGCAGGAUAUAAUAUAAAUGUACCUUGGGAGAAUGGCCGGUGUGGGGAUGCUGACUAUCUUGCAGUUUGGGACCAUAUUUUAAUUCCCGUUGCCAAGGAAUUUAAUCCUGACAUAAUUAUAAUAUCUGCAGGAUUUGAUGCAGCUGUUGGUGAUCCUCUAGGGGGUUGUCAGGUAACACCAGACGGAUACGCAGUUUUGUUGAAGAAGUUGAUGAAUUUUGCUCAAGGUAGGAUUGUUUUGGCAUUGGAAGGAGGAUACAAUCUUGAUUCUAUUGCAAAUUCAGCCCUGGCUUGCAUGGAAGUUUUGUUAGAAGACAAACCUGUUUCCAUAUUAUCAGAGGCAUAUCCAUUUGAGUCUACAUGGCGAGUAAUACAAGCGGUUCGCCAGAAAUUGAGUGCAUUCUGGCCAACACUUGCAGAUGAAUUACCAACAAAGUUGACCAAUAAAAAGGCUCCUCCACAUAUUCUAUUGUCAAGCUCUGAAUCUGAUGAUGAGGAUGAUGAAGCUUCGAAAAUCAUAUCAGAAGACCUAGUUGAAGCUGUUGAGGAUGUUGUAGAACCCCUUUUGAAGUUGAAGAUUGAAGAUAAUCAUGAUCAAGCAACUAGUGCCCAGUGGAGAUCAGGGCUGUCCAAGACUGACAUUUGGUAUGCCACUUUUGGAUCAAAUAUGUGGAAGUCAAGGUUCCUCUGCUAUAUCGAAGGUGGACAGGUUAAAAGUAUGAAAAAGCCAUGUUCUGGUUCAAUGGAUAGAAACCCUCCAAAGGAGACUCUCUGGAAAACUUUUCCUCACCGUCUUUUCUUUGGUCGCGAUUUUUCACAAACAUGGGGUCCCGGAGGGGUUGCUUUCCUUCAUCCUCGAAGCAACGGCCAAGAUAAAACUUUCAUGUGCCUCUAUAGAAUUACGCUAGAGCAGUUCAAUGAUGUUUUGCUUCAGGAAAAUGUUCCAGAUCAUGACAUGAAUUCUCCUUUGUUUGAUCUAAAUGCUUUGGACUCCAUCCCAAAUGAAGGUUCUUUUUCUGUGGAGGCUGUCAAGAGAGGCUGGUACCAUAACGUUGUUUACCUGGGAAAGGAGAAUGAUAUCCCUAUACUGACUAUGACGUGUUCCCUCUCAGUGAUCGAAAGAUUUAAGUUGGGAGAGAUUCCUUUGCAUGCUCCUAGCAAAGAAUAUGCCGACACAUUAGCAAGAGGUCUGGUCGAAGGCAAACAGCUAUCAGAAGAGGAGGCCACGGCUUACAUACAGGAAGCAACUGCAAAACCAUUAUGAUUGCUGAUUGCGUUGCCACAUUUUGGACGCAAAUAUCUUAAGUAAUAGCAUUGAUGGUACAGAGUAAAGCAGUUCUUGUUGCCCAAACAACAGUGGAUGAUAUCGAUAUGUGUGAUAUACAUCCAUUGUGUAUUUAGUUUGUAUUUUAGAAGCUGUAGCCAACUGUAUGGUAUAACUAGCUAAUAUUUAAUGGGUUAAUUGCUGUCUCUCGGCACCUACAUUCAGUCCCUUGUGUGUAGUAGCCAUCUUGACGGUGUACCUUUGGCUAAGAACACCGCAAGCACUACCGUAUGAUUUUGCAACAGGAGAAUCAUGUUUUUCUAAUUCAUGCAUUCACCUGCAUCCCCACCUCCCAAAACCCAAAGGAAACAGUGUCGUAGUAAAGGCUUUCUGUAAUUGCCCUCCAACGAGGAUCUGUCUCUUUCUUGCUUUAAAACAGAUUUUUUCUAGUUAUUCCUUUUUAGAACUAGAAAAUGUUAGAUUCGUGUUUGUCCAUUUAGUUCAAAUAUGUGUAAAAUAUAAAAAUUAUUAUAUCA